AUGGCUCCAGCGGCAAUUUCGCCUGUCUCCCCACCCUCACCCACCCUUGACAAUACUUCGAAGUUGACCAAGGCUGGCACGGCCGAAAUCCUCGAGAAGACUGCCUCCAAUGGGCUCCAAGUUGCGGAUUUAGAUGCUUCGAAACUGACUAUAACCCGCAAUUUGAAUCCCAAGCAUGUGCCCGCUGCCAACUCGGCAGAAGUUUGGUCGCAAAGCUGCACAACAGACCACAUGCUCACCGCUCGCUGGACGGAGAAAGCUGGGUGGGAAGCACCCGAGAUUCGGCCCUACGGGCCGCUUGCCAUCAUGCCCACGGCAUCUGUCCUGCACUAUGCCACCGAGUGUUUCGAAGGAAUGAAAGCAUACAGGGGUGUUGACGGCAAGGUUCGCCUUUUCAGGGCCGACCGCAAUGCCAAGCGGUUCUUGCAAUCAGCAGCUCGAAUUGCAUUGCCCAGCUUCCCGCCAGAGGAGUUUGUCAAGCUUUUGAAGAAAUUCGUUGGCGUCGAGGCACCAAAAUGGAUUGCUGAGCCGGGAUCUUUCAUUUACAUUCGACCUACGAUGAUAGCAACGGCACCUGCUCUGGGCGUGCAGAGACCCAAGGAGGCGCUCAUGUAUAUUAUCAUGGUCAUGUUUCCGUCUUUGGACGACCCAAGUUGCAAACCUCCUUCUAUCCCUGCGCCGCUCAAUGCUGGUAAUGCCGCUGGUACCCAGCCCGAGUCAAAACACGUAGCAGCCUCAAAUGGUAUGCGCCUCCUCGCUUCACGACAUGACAUGAUCCGAGCUUGGCCGGGCGGAUUUGGGAAUGCGAAGGUUGGGGCAAACUACGGACCCUCGCUUGUCGCACAGGGAGAAGCUCGGGCUAGGGGUUACGAUCAGAUUCUGUGGCUGUUUGGGGACGAGUGCUUCGUCACGGAAGCCGGCGGUUCCAACUUCUUCGUGUUGUGGGAGAACAAGCAAUCUGGGCGGAGAGAGCUGGUCACCGCACCCUUGGGAGACGGCGUCAUCCUGGAAGGCGUCACGCGCGCGUCGGUGUUGGAACUCGUCCGCUCGGGCGCGGUCGGGGGAGGCGACGUGGAUGUCACCGAGAGGAAGUUCACCAUGCAUGAACUCAUCGACGCCCAAAGGGAAGGUCGACUCAUCGAGGCGUUUGGAGCAGGGACAGCCUUCUUCAUCGCCCCCGUGCAGGACAUCCAUUUCCGAGGCACAGAUCUUGUCCUACCCCUGGGACGAGAGACACAGGACGCCGCAGGUGCCAAGGGGGCCGCUUUUGCCAUGGCUGUGAAGAAGGCCCUCAAGGACAUCAUGUAUGGCCGGCUGGAGCAUGAGUGGGGUGUUGUGGUUGAGGAAGAGAAGGGACCCGUCUACGAACAAUGA
This is a messenger RNA of Fonsecaea multimorphosa CBS 102226, 1374 nucleotides long. RefSeq lists its product as uncharacterized. Gene Ontology annotation, cellular component: mitochondrion. Bases 1 to 1374 code for a protein of 457 amino acids. Gene Ontology annotation, biological process: L-valine biosynthetic process; L-leucine biosynthetic process. Gene Ontology annotation, molecular function: branched-chain-amino-acid:2-oxoglutarate transaminase activity. The transcript has a single exon. The record is from RefSeq and is a predicted model, not a curated record. NCBI's taxonomy places the organism in Eukaryota, Fungi, Ascomycota, Eurotiomycetes, Chaetothyriales, Herpotrichiellaceae.